Molecule: messenger RNA, 1406 nt
Organism: Glycine soja
Lineage: Eukaryota; Viridiplantae; Streptophyta; Magnoliopsida; Fabales; Fabaceae
Product: protein FANTASTIC FOUR 2-like
Exons: 1
Coding region: 252-1094 (280 amino acids)
Source: RefSeq, a predicted model, not a curated record
UCCCACUACACGAUAAAAAAGUCACAGAGGGAACAUGCGAGCGGCCAACUAUAUAUAUCACCCUCGUUCUCUUUCCCAUCUUCAGUGUGAGCCAAACCAAAUUGAUCACUUUAUCCAAGCCCCUCUGUUUUCCCCCAACCAAACCCAAUUUUUUUCACUCACACCACUAGUCUAAAACAGAACUCCUCUGUUUCUCCCCUGUUCCUUUGGACCCUUCCAUUGUGGAUAACACAAAAAAAAUAAAAAAUAAAAUGUCUUACUCAAGUGUCUGUCAAGGGUUGCAAUCAAGUGUCGAACCCUGGCUCAUGGAACCACGUGUGCUUAAACUCAAGUUGGCUCCACCAGGGUCCAAAUCCAACAACACUUCCACACACUCUCCAGUGACUCCACCACCCAGCAACACAAACGAUGCACAUGGAAAAAACUGGAGUUUCUUUCAAUCUCUCUCCAACAUUUCUCAUUGCAAGGAGCCACAAAUUGAGAAUGUCUACGUCCACCCUUCUGUUAAGAGCUCCUCUUCAAUGCUCAGUGCAAAGAGCUUGGAACUAUGUACCGAAAGUUUAGGCUGCGAAACUGGUAGCAAUUCCAGUGAUAACACUGAUGACAUGUCUUUAUUUUUUUCACUUGAAAGUUGCCCUAGUUUAAGGAGCAACAACAACACUCCAGUAAUCAACAAAAAUUCUGAGUCUAAAAGAUUGAAUCGAGGUAGUACUUUUCCACCUCCUUUGACUUCAAUGGGAGGGGUCAGAGUUAGGUCUCAUCGUGAAGACGGUAGGCUUAUCUUGGAAGCUGUAACUUCCUCUUCUCCUCAACCCUAUUUUCAAGUUGAGCGCGGCGAUGGAAGGCUUAGGCUUCGACUUUUCGAGAGUGUGGCCUCAGCUUAUUAUGAAGAUGAUGAUGGAGUAGCUGAUGAUGAAGCCUUGAACCAAGAAGAUGCUGUGGUAGAAGAGGAUUUGGAAGAGUACAUUGGAAAUGCUGAGGAUGAGAUUGGUGUGACAAAGUUUGUGAGGCCAAGCAGGUGCAAGGAAAGUGGGAAAAGAGUCAUUUUUGGCGAUGGAUACUUUGAGCAUUUCCCUCUUUCUCUUUGUCUCUGAUGAGGAAAAAUUAUUUGAUAGUCUCCAAAGUUUCUAUGGUAUCGAUCAAUCUUUACAUAGCUAGUAUCUGAGCAUAACUUAUUCUACUACUGUUAUCUAUCUUCUUUUUUUUUCUUUUUGCUGUUAGGGUUUUCGGCUUUAUGGAUGGAAGUUUGGUGCUUGAAAUUUCUGAAGGGUAGUUAUUAUAGUUAUUAGUUAUAUUGGAUGUCGUUCGUCUGUUCUCUCUCUCGCUCGCUUGUUUCUGCUUUUAUUUUAUUCAUUAUUAUACUCUUUGUGUUUCUAGAAAGCUCCGAGGCAUAAUUCCUUGAGAGA